UCGGAUAGCAUAAGUACUAGGUUGGUUAGUUGCUAUAAGCCAUUAGCUAUUUUCUUACUUGCUUGGCCCUCUUCAUCGACCAUCACUAUGACAAACUCCAAAGCCCUCUGUUCCACUUUCCUCAUUAAUUUUCUCCUAUUCUUCUCCAUGGUGAGUGCUAGUUACUAUGAAAAUCUCUCCCCAACACACUUAGGUUUCAAAGAGGAGAAGCUCACACACAUACGCUUCUUUUUCCAUGACAUCGUUACGGGCCCAAAGCCCACCAUGGUCAUAUCUGUCGAGUCACCCCUCAAGGGCAGCUCCAAGUCUCCAUUGCCCUUCGGAUCCAUUGUGGUGCUUGAGGACCCACUGACGUUGGGACCCGAACUUGAUUCCAAACUUAUUGGAAAAGCCCAAGGGUUUUACAUAACAGUGGCCCAAGAGGCUGAGCUGUACUUGGAGUUAAUUAUGGGGAUGACAUUUACGUUCAUGGAAGGGAAAUUUAAUGGGAGCACCAUCACUGUCAUGGGGCGCAAUACCAUAUCAUCUCCCGUGAGGGAGAUGCCAAUCACUGGUGGGACUGGGGCUUUCAGAUUUGCUCGUGGUUUUGUUCAACCAAAGACUCACCAGGUCGAUUACUACAAAGGUGAUGCUGUUGUCGAAUACAACGUCUACGUGUUCCACUAUUCUUCCACCUCUUCAUCCCAGGAGGUUUUUAGCGACGGAACCCAAUUCAUGGCAGACCCGAUACUUAGCAAAAAUUAAGAUAGUUAGUUUGUAUGCCCUUAAAAGGCUAUUUCCACUUGGCAGUUUAAAUUCUGAAUUUAUAUAGUUGUAUGUUGACGUUGAAGUUUAUAAAACCCUGCAUCAAGUUUGCUUUU
Lotus japonicus is the source of this 860-nucleotide messenger RNA. Its product is annotated as pterocarpan synthase 1-like. The record is from RefSeq and is a predicted model, not a curated record. Lineage: Eukaryota; Viridiplantae; Streptophyta; Magnoliopsida; Fabales; Fabaceae. The transcript has a single exon. Bases 88 to 744 code for a protein of 218 amino acids.